UUAAUGGUCAGGCGCGACGGGGUUUUCCUCCAAGGAAAUACAGGGGUCCUCUGAGUCGCUUUCGCUAACAAAGCAGGAUCCAAAAUGUCGGGAGAGGUAUAUCUCCUGUGGCUCCUCUCGCUCUUACAAACGCUGUCGGUGUAUGGUGCCGAGCUGUCGUCGGAGGCAUGCAGGGAGCUGGGUUUCUCCAGCAACCUGCUGUGCAGCUCCUGUGACCUGCUCGGGGAGUUCAGCCUCACUAAGCUCCAGCCCGACUGCCGGCAGUGCUGCCAGCAGGAGGCCCAGAUGGAAGCUCGCAAGCUUUAUGCUGGAGCCAUCCUAGAGGUGUGUGGAUGAAAACUGGGGAGGUUCCCUCAAGUCCAAGCUUUUGUCAGGAGUGACAAGCCGAAGAUGUUCAAGGGUCUUCAGAUCAAGUACGUGAGAGGCUCAGAUCCUGUACUAAAGCUUUUGGACGAUAACGGGAACAUCGCUGAAGAGCUCAGCAUCCUCAAGUGGAACACAGACAGCGUGGAGGAGUUUCUAAGUGAGAAAUUAGACCGGAUAUAGACACAAGUCCAACUUUUUUUUUUUUUUUUUAGUGAAAAGGUCACUUCAUCCAAACUACAAAGAAAAACAUGUUUUACUACUUGCUCUUUUAUGUAGCUGUGCAGAUAGUUUCUGUUUUAUGUGCUGAGGCUUUGAGAUUUCAGUCUCUGAGAAUUGUGCCUCUGCUUUCAGGUGAAUUCAGUUUUGUUUGUGUUGCUCACAGCACAAAAAAAUUACAUUUAAAAUAUUCAUCAUCAUCUUGUCUUUCCCGAAACUGUGUCCUGAUUACUGUAGAUGAAUCACCUCAUACACUGUCAGCAGUGGAAUUACAACUAUUGAAGAAAUCGUCUGAAUUAAAACUAAGAAACAGGGAAACUGUCCUGCAGCUGUAAAUGUAAUUUUCCAAUGUUUUAAGGACCACAGAUGAAAUUCCAUUAACCUCCAUUGUUUUUAUGUUGCAGCAAAAAUCUGAAGAGACAGAUCUUUUGAAACCUGAGUAAAUUAAACAGAAAACAUAUCUGCAUGGUUAGAGAUUACAGGGCCAAGUUAGAAAAUGUUUACCUCUAUUUUGGGUGAAUUGACCUUUCAGUUAUUUACCAAUUUGUACACAGCUCGGCCUUGAUAGAUGGUUGUUAAAAUGACUGCUCUCUAUGACUGUUUUUGUAUCUGAAAGUCAUGAAUUUCUUGUCUGGAUUUUACCAAAUAACUUAUGUGAGUGUGUGAAACAACACAAUCACAGAGCACAGCAGAAAUAAUGAUCAGCAUUACUGAUAAAUCAUGGAUGAAAUCUGCUCCAUGAGGUUUGAGAAGACUUAACGAUAGUACAUCAUGACCUGUUUAAUUGUCUGUCUGUGGGAGUCUCUGUUUCCCCUCUGUCUGUCUGAUAUUCUUGUAUAAUUAUUUUUUAUAAUGCUCAAUAUUGUGACUGAUGGGAUUUGUAGCAAGACUAAAUGGAUCCUAGCUGCUUUCCAAAUGCGGAUGUCUUUGUUUGAGGCACAUAUUAGUGAAGACCUCACAGUAAACCAGUGUUGGGAUGUGAGGUCUGAUGUAUAGUUGUGUUUUUCUGCAUCUUCUGCUUUGGAGAGAAACUGGAUUUAUUAUUAAUGCUUGUAUUGGAGAUGGAGGUUUAAAUAUGCAACAAUAAACAAAGUCUGAUGGUUUCUCUGCCAA
Lates calcarifer (barramundi perch) is the source of this 1695-nucleotide messenger RNA. RefSeq names its product selenoprotein F (gene selenof). Lineage: Eukaryota; Metazoa; Chordata; Actinopteri; Centropomidae. Gene Ontology annotation, molecular function: oxidoreductase activity. Gene Ontology annotation, cellular component: endoplasmic reticulum lumen. The record is from RefSeq and is a predicted model, not a curated record. The transcript has 5 exons.